GGCGGGGGAGGCGGUUAAAGGAGUCGCCCGAGGCUACGGCGCGGGUGAUGUCAGCUCUCGACGAAAAUAGAGAGGGAUCGCCUGCAAAUCCCCAGCUCCGGCGGGGCUAAACCUUGCAAUCCCUCCCGGCCGGCGCCGAGCCAGAGCGCAGGGGCCUCCGCCGCCUCCCCCGGCGCGCACAGCCCCGGACACGCGCGCACGCUCGCCACACUCCCCCGCUCUCACGCCGCCGGCCCCGCAGCAAAGCACAGGUGGCGGCGGCGGGGGCGCGCCGUUGGCUCGCUCUCUCUUACAGCCCCAGAGACAGUGCUGACCGCGGGCAGCCAGCCUCGGUUUCCCCCAAGCGUCUCUCCGAGCGCCACGGCGACGCGCGGAGGGGAACGCCGGGCGCGCGCCGUGGAGAGCUGGGACGUGGAUUAGCGCCCACAGGAGCCUGCAGCGCCCGUUGAGGCGCUAAAGGGCUUACCCAGGAGGGGGGAGGAAGGGCGGGGAGAGAGUACCCCUUAAAUACCGCUCCCCGCCGCGCUCUCAGCUCACCCGGCACCCGCUCGCUCCCUCGCCCGCCGCUUCCGGACUGUGCCGAAGAGGAGGGGGCGUUCCCCAGACCAUGGCAUCCACUGAAGGUGCCAAUAAUAUGCCGAAGCAAGUGGAAGUGCGCAUGCACGACAGCCAUCUCAGCUCAGAGGAGCGGAAGCACCGACACCUAGGCCUGCGCUUGUGCGACAAGCUGGGGAAGAACCUCCUCCUCACCCUGACUGUCUUUGGUGUCAUCCUGGGGGCAGUAUGUGGAGGGCUUCUUCGCUUGGCCUCUCCCAUCCACCCUGAUGUGGUUAUGUUAAUAGCUUUCCCUGGGGACAUACUCAUGAGGAUGCUAAAAAUGCUCAUUCUCCCUCUCAUCAUCUCCAGUUUAAUCACAGGGUUGUCAGGCCUGGAUGCUAAAGCCAGUGGUCGCUUAGGCACGAGAGCCAUGAUAUAUUAUAUGUCCACGACCGUCAUCGCUGCUGUGCUGGGGGUCAUCCUGGUCUUGGCCAUCCACCCUGGGAAUCCCAAACUCAAGAAGCAGCUGGGUCCUGGAAAGAAGAAUGAUGAAGUCUCUAGCCUGGAUGCCUUCUUGGAUCUUAUCCGAAAUCUCUUCCCAGAAAACCUGGUCCAAGCCUGUUUCCAACAGAUUCAAACAGUGACAAAGAAAGUCCUGGUGGCCCCUCAGACAGAGGAGGCCAAUGCCACCAGCACCCUUGUCUCCCUGUUGAACAAGACUGUGACAGAGGCCCCUGAGGAAACAGAGAUGGUUCUCAAGAAGGGGCUGGAGUUCAAGGACGGGAUGAAUGUCUUAGGUCUGAUCGGGUUUUUCAUUGCCUUUGGUGUCGCUAUGGGGAAGAUGGGUGAGCAGGCCAAGCUGAUGGUGGAGUUCUUCAACAUUCUGAAUGAAAUUGUAAUGAAGUUAGUGAUUAUGAUCAUGUGGUACUCUCCCCUGGGUAUCGCCUGCCUCAUUUGUGGGAAGAUCAUCGCAAUCAAGGAUUUAGAAGUAGUCGCUAGGCAACUGGGGAUGUACAUGAUCACAGUGAUCGUGGGUCUCAUCAUCCAUGGGGGCAUCUUUCUCCCUUUGAUUUACUUCGUAGUGACCAGGAAGAAUCCUUUCUCCUUUUUUGCUGGCAUUUUCCAAGCUUGGAUUACUGCCCUGGGCACUGCUUCCAGUGCUGGAACUUUGCCUGUUACCUUCCGUUGCCUGGAAGAAAAUCUGGGGAUUGACAAGCGUGUGACCAGAUUUGUCCUCCCAGUUGGAGCAACCAUUAAUAUGGAUGGCACAGCCCUUUAUGAAGCAGUGGCCGCCAUUUUUAUAGCCCAAAUGAAUGGCGUUGUCCUGGAUGGAGGUCAGAUUGUGACUGUAAGCCUCACAGCCACGCUGGCAAGCGUUGGCGCCGCCAGUAUCCCUAGUGCUGGGUUGGUCACCAUGCUCCUAAUCCUGACAGCAGUGGGCCUGCCGACAGAGGACAUUAGCCUGCUGGUGGCUGUGGACUGGCUGCUGGACAGGAUGAGAACUUCAGUCAAUGUUGUGGGUGACUCUUUUGGGGCUGGGAUUGUCUAUCACCUCUCCAAGUCUGAGCUGGAUACCAUUGACUCCCAACACCGAGUGCAUGAAGACAUUGAAAUGACCAAGACUCAGUCCAUUUAUGAUGACAUGAAGAAUCACAGGGAAAACAACUCUAAUCAGUGUGUCUAUGCUGCACACAACUCUGUCAUAGUAGAUGAGUGCAAGGUAACUCUGGCACCCAACGGAAAGUCAGCCGACUGCAGUGUUGAGGAAGAGCCUUGGAAACGGGAAAAAUAAGGAUCUGACUCUCAGCACAUUCUUGAAUAAACUCCCCAGCAUAUUGUAUGGUAAAAGAUGAUGUAAACAAGCUUUCUUUAAAAAGGAAAAAAACGCAUCUAUUUCUAUGUUUACUUAAUCUGUUAGCUGAGGCUUAGAGGAGCUGUGGCGAGUCUGUGAUGACAGGCACAGUGCUGUGUUUUUGCCAAAUAAUGCUUCAUAACUGGCUAAUUUUCUCACUCGUAUUACGGUUUGAAUGGAUGUGCUGGAGGAAUCCCUUUGAAUUGAAGACGCAUUCUUGCCAGCUUCUCUUCUCUCUCAGUGCAGAACUGUGGAUGCUCUUUUCCCAAGUGACAUGAUAAAAGCAGUGUGGUGCCCUUUGGGGACUUGGGACAGUGAGCAUUCACACAGUGUGUUAGUCUUUAAAGUGUUCCUGUCUUGCCUGUUUUCACACAAGAGAUUCUGCUAAAAGCCUCUAGAAGUAACUCCUGUUCAGUCUUGUAGAGUUUGCACUUGUGCUGAUUAAAAGCUAGUAUCCGUGUUAGGGAAUCCACGCAUCUUACCUUUCGUGUGCUCUUUGAGGUGAAUGUUUCAAAGAGAGUUUUAGUGGGAGCCAUACUCUUACAGGCAGCUCAUUAUGGAACCCAUCGCCUCUCUGCCCUGCCCUAUCUAGUUUGUGUGAAUAAUGGUUAAAAUUUCAAAAGAUGUGUCAUAAUUCUCUCUAAAUUUGACAUCGGGUUAGGAAGUAUUUUGCAUACAACCACCAUAUAUACAUGUUAACAAACUUAAUGGAGUGCAGACGACAUAAAUUUUAACCAGAUUUAACUAUCCAAAUUCAUUUGCAUUUUAUUUGUAUUCAUUUGGCACAGUGAGAUUAUGUGAUUUAUAUUUUUUCUCUUUGUUUCACCCAAAAGAUUUUCAUUUGGGUUUCUAACAAAAAAAUAAUUCUUUGAAUCUCUAAAUGAUUUCCAUUGUAUUCUCAUCCACCUAGACGGGCCGAUCCUUUGUCUUCCACAUAUGGAGGACGCUUGUGUUAGCUGUAUCUCUUUUCGUGUCAUACCUUGAAAAGACGAACUGGUAUCUAACCAAUAUGUAGAAGGCUUUUUGUUAUAUCAAAGCACAUAAAACUAAUUACAGGACAUGGUUGGAAGCAGAGCCAGUCUUCCUCCUCAGUAGGAAAGGAACAGAAAACAAACAUGUACAAAAUCCUAUAAAGGUGAUGUUUCUUUGGCAUAGACCAGCCAGUCUUGGUCCAUGAAGUGAGAACAAAGGAUGACUGCACAACUUCCCAGAUGAAACUUUUCAAGGCUAUGAAAAUUUGUAGGAAUAAAUAAUAUAAUUGGCACAUCAGAGGGCCUUGCAUGUGGAAGGCAGCCAGAAAAUCCUUGAUGAUUGGUUAUGCAAGCUGAAGUUUUGUAUGUCUCUACUACAAUUUUCUAUUGAAUGACCCACAGUAUUUUCCGAAGGUUGCUGGGUUGGAGAGUUAGCUGGGGAUUUGAGUCAUUGAGAGAUAAUGCACAACAGAUUCUAAGAAGUAGGUAGAACAUUAGUCCACAUGUCUACAUCUCCCAUGAGGCCAGCAGAGGGAUGCAGAAGUAUUCAUAAAUAAGUAUAGAAUCCAAAUUCUCUAAGAAUAGGGACUGGUUGGGCAUCACCCACGCUUUAUUACCUAAUCCUUAUCACUUCUGUCUUCCAACCCAUACAGCGUUGGAACAUACAAAAGAUGAGAUUCCAGUUGUUUUUUGCCUCUUAAACCCUAGUUAUUUUUGGAUAUGGAUUGCUACUGAGCAGUAUUAAGCAGAUUUUUAAAAAGACCUUGGUCUUUGUUUUCAUAAGAUGGACAGCUAAUAGAGGGGCUAAGGUCAUGCUCAAAUAUAGUAGAGAGGGAACAUAUCCUUUACAGCAGACAUGUGGGCCAAAGGGAUAGUGGGUUUAGCUGUGAAACCCAGGAUUUUUCUUUAAGUGCUACUCCAAGAGCUUUUUUAUGGUGAGCAGAAAGAUCUAGGCAGAGCAUCUAGGAGCCGCUUGCUUUUUUGCUGUAGAAGGCCAACUUGACACCUGUAUACACCAACAUGUUUCUCAAAGGGGUGGUCGUUUUCUCAAGGAGAAUUUCAGAAUCAUCUUCUCUACUCUGUGUUUGAAAAUCUUUCUGGUUUCUUUUCUCUCUAGCUUUUUCCUAGCUAUGCUGCUAGCCUGUAAAUAUGUAAGGGAGCAGUGUGUUCAAAAGAGAAUUCACAGCUUCACAAAGCAGCCUUUUGUGGUUUGAAAUUGCAUACAACAUCUAAUGAGAAUACACUUAGGAAACCAGAUUUAUCUGGAAAUUCAAUAAAUUAUAUUAAAAUGAAAUAAUUUAUCAAAUUCAAGAAUAGCCUAAAUAUCCACACUGCAUGUAUAGCUGACAUACGAGUAUGUCCUCUGAUGUUUUAGGCCUCAUUCAUUCUUCCAUGCCAUGCCCCUUGGGGAUUCUCUUGUCCAGAAUAUGUGCCAUAAAGAGAACAAAUGGAUCCAGAGUAUACCUCUAAUAGCCUUGACCUAAAUGGGGUACCUGUCAAUUAUGUGUAGAGAUUUAUGCUAAUGGGCUUAUCCAGAUACAAAUGCUGAUAAUAAUCCAUUAAUAUUUGAUGAUACAUAAAUGUUGUAUAUCUAUGUAUAGAAAGAGCAGGUCAGGUACAUAUACUGCAUCUGGUAAGGUUUAUAAAUCAGGACUUUGUCAAUACCACUUUGUCAUAGGCUUAUUUUUUUAGGAAUUAGAAUCAUUUCAGAGAAAACCAAUUAAAUAGAAAUUCAUCCUUUGCUUUUUGGGAAACCCAAGUGAGUGCACUCUUUAAGCAUUUACUAAAGUUGAACAAAUCCAACCCAAUCAGUGAGAAGAUAGCUUAUUUUUCAAAGUAAUGUCUUGCUUUAGAUAUUUGAGGAUAGGUUCCCCACCCCCACCCCCCAGUAUGAAGUACAUCAGAGGAUCUAGGCCACCAUUUUGUUUAUGUAAACAGAUCUUCAGUAAAGGACCUUAAGUAACUUUAGGACCUCAGGUAGCUAUCAGAUCCCGUUUUUCACUUCUCAUUGGGCAUUGAAACAUAGCCUGUGGUCUCCUUGGUUGCUGAAGUUACCAUGCUCUGCAAAAGACAAAUAUUUGUUUCUCCUCUCCAACCACUAAUUAGCCUGGAUGUUCACAAAAGCUUAAGGAAAAAGGUGCCAAAAUUCCUAGCUCCUGGAUUUAGACUCGUGGAAGCUGAGAAAGGCUUGAGAGAAAUUUAGUUCAUGCAGAGAUUUCUGGUAGUUGAUGCCAGAAAUCCCAAUGAUCAGUUGAUCAGGUGUCAAGGUCAUUUCUACUUGUGCAGGGGGAAGUAUGUUAUUUACAAAUGUAUCUAGUCGAAAAGCUUUGCAGAGUUGAGUGGCUGGGAAACUUAUCCUUUGGAUCCCCAACAGGAAAACCAAUCCUGUCUGCCAUGUUUAUCCAAAUAUCAUACUUCCUUUCUUAAUAACAAAAAUAUAAUUUUUAUUUUUGUCAGAAUCAAGGCUUCUGCCUAUGCAAUAUCUUCCCAUGAAAUACAGCAAUAAAUCCAAGUAGGUAUGCACAUGCUCAGAUAAUUCUCCAUGGUUCUAACCCUUGAAAAACAAGUCUCAGCAGCUCUUGCCUGGUUUGAUGACUAAAAGCGCACAGCAGUUGCACCCCAGGGAAGGUGGUUCCCCCCACUUAGCUGAUUUCUAACUCUCAGGGCCAUCAGUCAUCUGGGUUGCUGGUUUUGCUUCGCUUAUUCUCCAUGUGAACUCAUUCCAAGACAAGAAAAGGGAUUGAUUGAGAUUUUUUUGUUACUAUCAUACUCAUUCUUUGAAUAAGGAUAUUGGGGUCUGGGGACAUAAGAACAAGACUAAGUUAAAGCACAGCCUAAAGUGAGAGUUAAGUAAAUCUAGUUGUUGGAGAAGAUUAAUGUUCCCAAUAUUUGUAGUAAUUUCAAGUUAAACCCAGGAGAAUAGUCACCAACCAGGCAGGUGGCACUAGAGGCAGAUUGUUCUCCUUGGGUGUAGUGAGUUCAAAGCUGCUCAUGAAACAUUAGUUUAUGAUUUCUCUAAAAGAAAAAUCUUAUUUCCACUCUUCCUCCUUCCUAUUCCACUGCUUAAGAGAAAACUUAGUAAAUGACCAUAUAGGUUAGUAUGAGGAUUCUUUUUAGAAUAAAUAAUAAUCUGAAUUGAAGCCUAUCUGAUUUUAUGGCAUAGCAGAAUUAAUCCAGGAAUUGGCACAGAGAUGAUAAGAAACAGCAUAGUUUGGUAAAAGAAAUGUUUGACAUAGACUCUGCCCAGUUUUAGCUGUAUGACUUACACAAGCCACUUCUUGUCUAGAGCUUUAUUUUCCCUCACUUGAAAGAUGAAAAUGUUGAAUUAAAUGAUUAAAAUCCCGCUAGCCCUACAAAUUCCUGAUAUUACAAUAUGUUUUACUUUUUUCUUUCUUAAGAGAGUUACUUCUAUGAAAUAUCACUAUUUAUAUUUUAAGUCAGAGGGAUUCCAUUCUAACAAUCAAUUUAGAUUUUUCUCAUUCCCCUCUUUAAGCCUCUAUUUUAAAUUUAUAACAAGCUUGCUAAGUGGUCAUGUUAAUCUAUGGCUUGAGACACCAAUAAACAUCCUUUUGUAAAAGUUCCCUUUACCUAAACUCACUAUCCUAGUAGAAGUAGUGAUUCAGCUCAGGGAAAACUGCCGCCAGAGUCACCGUAAGGGACCGGAUGUGUCUAUUGCUGCACACAAUCUUUUGCAUCAUUCCUGCUGUAGCAACAGAGCCCAUUCCAAAUACCCAAACCACAUAAUUUUAUCCAAAGGCUCCUAAUUGCCAACCCAGUAUGGGAAUUUGGGAGCCUUUGGCAAAUAAAGUUGAGCACUCAUGAAAUUUGGUGCAAGACUUACACAAUCGCAGAAAUAGUCUGUAAAUACCUUCCCUCCUCCGCAGGUAUGCAGACAUGCACACCCAUGUACAAGUAAGCUGAGCUGAGCCCUUUCUCUGGAGGGAUAGGCAAGGAUAUUUGAUUGAACUCAUUUCUAUGUUUUCCACUUGAUUUUCUUGGAUCAUGGGCAUCACACUGCAGCUAGAGAAGCUCUAACUUAGGUGGAUGAAGUUUUGCUAUCACUUCCCUUUUCAACGCCUGUGGAGUUUCUAGUGAGUAGGAUACAAGGCGUGGUCCACAGGUUUCGUGUCACCAGCCAUGACCUUCAAACAACCUCCUGUACUUUCUGGCAUUAUUGCAAUGGGCCAUUGCUUGCCUCUUUGCCCUAUGUCCAACCUUCUCCUAAAUACAGAGUGGAGAUGCUAUUGCUUGUGUGGUGAGCGCAUUUAUUGCUAGAGAACACUUCAUUUCUUCAGAUUUUGGGAAGUGAGGUGUAACUCUAGGACUGGAUUUCAGGAUUUUUAUUUGUUGUUGUUGUUGUUGUUUACUUGUUUCUUCUAUCAGUUUAAAAGACCUGAUAUGAGAGCAGCAAGAUAAACAGUUUUUCAACUGACCCUCAGAAGAACCUGUAGGAAAGUGACAGAAGUCCCUAAACUCACAUUCCAUUUACUCUAAAUAAUAUCUUGAAUAAUUACUGUUCACUUCUUUUUUUUUUUUUCUGAGUCCAGCCUUGCUUCACCUUCCAAUCUCUGAGCCGACUCUCUAUUUUAAUAUUUUUAAAACUUUUCAGUUGUUACGCAGGGAUUUUUUUGUGCUAAGAAUGAAACCUACUCCUGGAACAGACCUUAUCACUUGGCACAGCCAGCACUGGACCUUGACAAUGGGUAACCGCAGGUCCCCAGUUGCUCUGGAGACGCUUCCAAUCCCUGGGUGAGUGUUGGAACCUAACAACUGACUGUUACCCUUGUCAUCAUCCCCUGUGGAGUUGGGGAUGAUGCAGCAUGAGCCUUGCUACUUGUGGGGCUCUGUUUCUUCUCAUGGCAACUAUUUAGCCAGCCUGGAAACAGUCUGUUGCCUUUGAUAGGGGACAAACAUACUCACCAGCCAAACAAGUUGGACCAGCACAUCUCUGAGGUUUCUUCCCCGUGGAGCAAAUUCUCUGAGAUGUACAAACAGAAAGCUAGCUCUCUGGUGGCUUAGGACACCACGAGAUCGCUUUCCUCACUAGGAACUCAUCCUUUGGCAACCAGAUUCUUCUACAAAUCACCUUAAUUCCCUCCCUUCCUCCUUCCCCUAAAAAAAUCUCAGCAUUGCAUCUCCAUGUUGCACAACACAGAUCAGAUUAUCUGGUCACUAUAGAGAUUUGUAUAUAAAAAAAGCUACUUUUUGGAGAAUUUUUGUAUAUUGUUUUUCUAUUUGUUUUCUACAGCUUGAGGAGAGAGCUGGCAAACUGUGAAUCUAAUUUUAUCUUGCUGCCAGCAGAUACCUAUUUUUUGGCUUCCUGGUAAGAGUCCAUGCUACCAGGGACAAUCUAUUGUUAUCUGAUCAGUAUUACACCCCAAAUUACGAUAAAUUACUUCAGCUCAGUUUUACAUUCUUUCUUCAACAAAUCCCCAAGCUUCUUUACUAUUAUUUAUUUUAAAAAGCAUGAGAAUAUGUAUUUAUAGUCCUGGAUAUUAUAUGUUUAAUAUUAAUUUAGCCUUUCAUAAUGUUAUAGGUUUGUAUCUAUUCUUCAGAAAUCAUAAAGAACUCAGUGGAGACUGAAUUCAUCUAUUUAGUAUCUGUAAUUUUGCAGACAGAUAUUUUCUUAUUAUAUUUUCUAUAUAACCACAUAUGUAGAACUGUAACUAAUAGAGCACAAAAAGUUUCUAUGACAACCUAGAGCUAUCAGUUGUUUUCUGAGCAUUUAGCCACGUUCAAAAAAUUUAAGAACUUAGUCCUCAGUGAUCCAGUGAAUAUCACCAUUCAGAACAAAGAAUUGCUUAAAUCAAGUGGUUAAGAUGUAUGUUUGAACAAUCUUUCUAACUCACAGAAUGGUGCUCAUUUUUAUUUUUGACACCAGGCCUUGUUUUUCCAGCUGAUCAUUCUAAGUUUUUGCUUUUCUCUAAGAUCAUCAAAAGCAAAAUGAUAAUAGUGCAAUCAUUUCUACAUCACAAUCUCUCAUGCCUUUCUAAAUGUUUAUGUGAAAAUUGGCUUAGAAAAAUUUUGAGUAGCAAAGACUAAGAAUGAGUGCUGCGAGGGAAAUCAGGACAGAUUUAUUGCAGUUAAUUCUUGCUAAGCAAAAUGACAAUAAGUGUCACACUAUUAAAUGAAUUGAGCACAUUAUUUUUUAAAUAAAAAAGUUCAUACUGGUUAUGAAGCAAUGCUGUAUGUAUCACUGGGGACUGGAGGUGGGAGCUUAGAGUCACAGUGAAAUUGUUUAAGAAGCCCGGGUAGUUUUUGUCCUCAGGUGAAUAACAAACUAUAUAAUCUUCCUAACAGAUAAAUCAGUAGUCACUGAAAAGACGAGGUAUCUUUCCUCCGCCAAACACAGUUUCUGAGAUGGUGGUAGGACUAGUAUUUUUACCAUGUUUUAAGCAGUAGUCAGUUAUAGAGAGAGUGUACUAGAUGUAUUUGAACCUGCUCCUCAUUAAGCAAACAGAUUAGAUGUGCCCUCAAUUGGAUAGGAUUGCAUCUGUUUUCAAGUACAGCUAGCUGUCAAAGCAUGAAGUUCUUGUGUUUACUCACUGAUGCUUGGUCCAUGCAUGAAGAACAGUGCCUAUGCACUUUGUGUAGCUAUAAUGUAGGUAUCUCUGUGUAAUUUCUGUGAAAUGGUGUAUAGAUGUAUUGUAAUUUAAUUUAAAUGUUACUUUUCGCUGUUCAUCUAGACACAAUAGGCAUGUUGAUUGGUGUUUUGUAAACCCUUCUUUUUCUUCUUAGAUACCUAGCAGUGAAUCAUUUCUACUCUUUCUUAAUGUGAUUUGGGGAUAUGUAUCAGUGAAUAACUUAUCUAUGAAACCAUUGUACCCAUGAUUGCUUGAAUGUCUGUAUGUGUCCAGCACCUUUGUAAAUACACAAUUCAGAGGAGGGAUGGGUUGGAUGAGUGUCCUGGUUCUUAGUGAAAGGACAUUUGUUGUCUAUAUAAUACUUGAUGAAUAUAACUGUGGAGCUUUCCGUGAUCUAGGCUUAGGUAGGUAUAGAGUGAGGACAUUCACCUACAGUCCUUUGUUUGGUGGAUGGAGCUCAGAGAGACAAAGGAUUAGUUUUCUCUUGUGCAUGUUACCAUCAUGUCUUUAGGGAAGGAUCAGCCUCUCUGGUUGCCAAAUAUUCAUCCUAAUGUAUGUGACCUGAAAGUUCUGAAGAGCCUUGUCCCACUUAGCCUCUUGAGUUAGAAUGGGAAAAAUAUUUACUGACUAGCUGUAGGUGAAACCCCAUAGAAGCACAGUUCUGGCAGCAAAUGGCACAGUUGUCAUAGAAAGAUUGAGUACUAGAAGCACAGGAACAGUGUACAACUUUGGGGGUUGCAGGUAGCAACUGCUGAAGCACAGAUCCUAUAUAUGUGAAGGGAGUAUGACCUCCUCUACCCACGUGCUCUGUGUGUAUGUUUGGAAGUGACUGAAGAUGAGAUUAACGAAUGAAAUUAUACACUUGCCUCCAGAAACACACAUUCUGUCUAAUUAGCACUAAAUGCAAUGUCUAGAGCUCCUUCCCCAAGGACAGAGAAGAAAUAGCAACACUGAGUGCCCCUCUUUUUUUCUCAAGGGCACAAAGCCCAGGAUCAUGAGGGCAUAAAGCUCAUUAAUUUGCAAUGGCUUCUUUGGAUGAGUGGAAUAAGCGGAUAUGGUGGAUGGGCAUAUUUUUCCUUGAAAAUGUGGCUUCUUCAAAUUCAAGAUGAAAAACUUACUGAAAAAAAUUACCCUUAUAGGUAAGAUUAUCCUUGAAGAGUCUUGUAUAUCCAGAAUGAAAGAUGAGAAUAAUUGUUUUCCUCACACUCACAAUCCUUACUUAGCUGAAGCCAUGUUGUAUAGAGCAUCUAUAGCACAUUGUAUUUAAAGACUAAUGUAAAAGAUAAAAAGUUCAACUAAUUUUUGGAUUGUUUCUUAUAAAUGGUACUAGGAAAUGCCUUGUUGGCAAAGCACAUUUUGGGUAGAUGAGGUCUUUCAUUUUCACCUUUAGCUUUCUACACUUUCUUACAAUGUUGACUGAUUACUGUAACAUUUCAUGUGUAAAAUUACUGGGUACUCUUUGUAUGCUGGAAGUAACCUGUGAAUUCAAAAUUUCACUAAGUGUUUUAACCUUCAUGUAUAUAGUUCUCAUCAAUAAAUGUGGAUUUCAAUUUC
Molecule: messenger RNA, 11498 nt
Organism: Heterocephalus glaber (naked mole-rat)
Lineage: Eukaryota; Metazoa; Chordata; Mammalia; Rodentia; Bathyergidae
Gene: Slc1a2
Product: solute carrier family 1 member 2
Biological process (GO): L-aspartate transmembrane transport; L-glutamate import across plasma membrane
Cellular component (GO): plasma membrane
Molecular function (GO): neutral L-amino acid transmembrane transporter activity; glutamate:sodium symporter activity; L-glutamate transmembrane transporter activity
Source: RefSeq, a predicted model, not a curated record